AUGCGUCAUUCCAAGGCCCACGGAGCGAUGGCGGCCGAGGGGGACGUCGAGUUGGAGCUGGAAGCCGAGCCCAAUGGCUCGGCGGUCGGUGGGGACGGCGCCGGCGGCCGCCCGGCCGAGAAGCCGCGGAAACACGACAGCGGGGCGGCCGACCUCGAGCGCGUCACCGACUACGCGGAGGAGAAGGAGAUCCAGAGCUCCAACCUGGAAACGGCCAUGUCAGUGAUAGGCGACCGAAGGUCUAGAGAGCAGAAGGCAAAGCAGGAGCGAGAAAAAGAACUGGCAAAGGUCACCAUCAAGAAGGAGGAUCUGGAACUGAUUAUGAAUGAGAUGGAGAUAUCUAGGGCGGCAGCAGAACGCAGCUUACGAGAACACAUGGGCAACGUGGUGGAUGCACUAAUCACCCUCACCAAUUGAGAGCUCUGUGCUGGCCAUGCUUCUGUGGAGAAAGUGGAAAAUAUGCCUCUUGAGGGCCUUUUUUAUGCAGAUUGUGCACUGCGUGACACAUUUUGAAGUUAUUAAAAUAAAAGAGUCACUUUUCAACCUACUGUGUUUAUAUUGA
This is a messenger RNA of Candoia aspera, 562 nucleotides long. It is a transcript of the gene HYPK, whose product is annotated as huntingtin interacting protein K. The coding region runs from base 1 to 417 and encodes 138 amino acids. The transcript is spliced from 4 exons. The record is from RefSeq and is a predicted model, not a curated record. NCBI's taxonomy places the organism in Eukaryota, Metazoa, Chordata, Lepidosauria, Squamata, Candoiidae. Gene Ontology annotation, biological process: negative regulation of apoptotic process; protein stabilization.